This is a messenger RNA of Brenthis ino (lesser marbled fritillary), 1467 nucleotides long. Lineage: Eukaryota; Metazoa; Arthropoda; Insecta; Lepidoptera; Nymphalidae. The record is from the annotation of a GenBank genome assembly.
AUGAUAAUACUGAUCUGUGUGGCAUUCGGCCUUUGGGUGUGGUAUCGAAGGAAUGCUAACAAGAAUGAACCCCCCGCCAUUCCUGGAGGUCUACCUUUAAUAGGUCAUGCACAUUUACUAAUCGGCGACAGUGAACAACUGUGGAACUCUGUUAAAGAGUUGUCGUAUGAGAGUUUAAGAGUAGGUGGAGUGAUUUCUGCGUCCAUCGGUCCAAGGACUAUUUAUGUGAUAACUGAUCCGGACGAUUUCUUGACUGUAGCCAACACUUGUUUAGAAAAAGAUGGUUUUUAUGAAUUUGCAAAACCAUGGCUGGGAGAGGGCCUAGUUACAGGAACUGUUUCCAUAUGGAAAGUGCACCGUAAACUGCUAAAUCCUGCGUUCAGUCAAGUGGUACUCGAUGGUUUUUUGGAUGUUUUCAAUAAACAAGCUCGACGUUUAGUUAAAGAUUUGGCAGAAGAAGUUGGAAAGGGUCCUUUCGAUCACUGGGUGUACACACGACAUAAUGCUUUGGAAACUAUAUGCUUGACAGCUUUAGGUGUUGAUUUCACUGAUAAGACAAUACUAAACAGCCAAUAUGUGAAUGCUGCAGAGCAAAUGUUCAACGUACUUGUGGACAGAUUCCAGAAGUUCUGGCUACACAAUCAUUUCAUCUACAGCUGGUCUUCAUUAAGAAAGAAACAGGAUGGAUAUUUGAAAAUUCUUCACAACUUGUCCGAUACGGUUUUAAAAAAGAGAAAAGCAGAAUAUUUAAAUAAUAAUAAUCCAAAGAUGGUAGAAAAGGUGCAAGGUCUAAAAUUUAAGCCAUUCAUGGAUCUUCUGUUAGAACUAGCAAUAGAGAAAGAAGCGUUCAAUGAUCGUGAGAUUAGAGAACACGUUGACACCAUGAUUGUAGGCGGUCAUGAUACGUCAGCGAGUGUUCUCAUGUACAGUAUGUUGUUGGUCGGUUCCUAUCCACACGUGCAAGAGAGAAUAUUUGAAGAAUUAAAUGAUGUUUUCGGUGAUGACGAUAGAGACUUAACGAAGUAUGAUUUGUCACGGUUAUUUUAUUUGGAAGCUGUUUUAAAAGAGACAAUGCGUUUUUACCCAAUCGUUCCAGUCACAGCUAGAUAUCUAGACAAGAAUGUAAAGUUGCGUAACUGCACGCUGACUAAAGGCCGCACUUGCUUUAUGUUUGUGUAUGGGGUCCAUCGCCACCCCAUGUGGGGUCCCGAUGCUGAAGAAUUUAAACCUGAGCGAUGGCUCGACCCCGCUACUUUACCUGAAUGUCCGACGGCAUUUGCUGGUUUCAGCAUGGGGAGAAGAAUUUGUAUAGGCAAAUCAUACGCUUACAUGUCCAUGAAAACUACGUUAGCACAUCUGUACAGACAUUACAGGGUUAAGGGCGAUCACACAAAAUUACAAGCUAAAUUAGAUGUUAUGCUGAAACCAGUGUCUGGAUAUUACAUAACGAUUGAGAGAAGGAAGAAA